UGUGUUUCAUAUGUUAAGGGUAUCCAGGCUGAUAAUCCCGCACAGUAUAAAAGCAUCUUUGCUUGACCGGCCUUGGAAACCUGACUGAUUUUUGUGAGUGAAUCUUCUCUGUAGGAACCCUCUUUGCUUCUCCAAACAACAAGAACAUUUGCAGCAUGGUUGCUUUGUUCUUCCCUCUCUACUCUCUCCAGAGUAUAACUGUCUCCUCCUAUCCCUCCCAGCUCGCUACCCCAGGCCUCAGUGAUCUCAUCUUCUCUGCCUUUUUCUUCCAGGACAUUGACUUUCAACAGGAUGAAGAGUGCAACCUGCUCACUUUUUAUCAUCAUCUCCCUUCUUCAACUGAUGAUUCUAGUGAAUACUGAAGAGACCUUAGACUCCAUUAUGAAGAAGCUCAAGGAAGCUCUCAGUCGCCUAGAGCAUCCUCGCCCCACUCUGACUAAGAAUGUCUCCUGCACUACUGUCAAAGCUUCGGGGAAACUGGCUUCCUGUCCAUCUGGGAUGAUUGCUACUGGAUGUUCUUGUGGCUUUGCUUGUGGAUCAUGGAACAUACAGAAUGAAAACAUUUGCCACUGCCUGUGUCCAAUCAUAGACUGGACUCUUGCCCGAUGUUGCGAUCUGAGGAAAUGAGGAAGCAGAGAAUCCAGUUUUGAAAUGACCAUUAUAGUGAAACAGUGAUCCCACCCAGGAAA
Messenger RNA from Peromyscus leucopus (white-footed mouse), 689 nucleotides. RefSeq names its product resistin-like alpha. The transcript is spliced from 3 exons. The coding region runs from base 292 to 627 and encodes 111 amino acids. Gene Ontology annotation, cellular component: extracellular region. The record is from RefSeq and is a predicted model, not a curated record. Gene Ontology annotation, molecular function: hormone activity. Lineage: Eukaryota; Metazoa; Chordata; Mammalia; Rodentia; Cricetidae.